CGAGCCCCGAGGGGAAGAGAAAGAGGUCUAAAAGCUAAGCGCUUAUGAGCGCGCGGAGAGAGAAGCACUGAUUGAGAAAUAAAUAAGGACGCCAGAGUCGGAUCUUACAGAAUAUUCCUACUUACAAACCUUUUCGAGCGUGAGACGUACAGCUUGCCUCCUUUCAGAAACUUUCUGCCUUUGCUUUCUUGACUCGGUUUAUUUAUUGGUGCUUUUGUGGCUUUAAGCACAAACUCAUUAGACUGUGCCAGACUAUAUUUACCUAGUAUAUAAACAACCUGCCAAAGUGAACAACUCGGAUUAAAAAGCAGAUCGGGCGACGCAUUUGGAGACGUUUUCUCGCUCUGACAGACUUCUAGAUUUGCUCCCGCGAACAAACACACUUGUUCUCCAUCUCCAUUAUUUCAACCUAAAGAUUUAAAGGUAUGUCUGUAGAAGAUAGUUCAACUCUGGACAGGUAACCAGGUGUCACUGUUGCUAUGGCAACACAGAUGCUGCCAUUCUUGCCUGCCCUCCUCACUGUCCUCCUCGUUUCCUGGACAGCGGCCCAGGACGUGGAUUGGCAUUUUGACUCUGCUAAGUGUCGCUAUGCUCUGGGGAUGGAGGAUGGCACUAUACCUGACUCUGACAUCACCGCAUCCAGUGCCUGGUCCGACUCGACCGAGGCCAAACAUGGCAGGUUGAGUACUGGAGAGGGGGAUGGGGCGUGGUGUCCAGCUGGUCCAGUGUUUCCCAGUGGCUCAGAGUACCUGCAGGUGGAUCUGCGCAAGCUUCAUUUCCUGUCUCUGGUGGGCACACAGGGUCGCCAUGCAGACGGGCUCGGACGGGAGUUUGCACGCAGUUACCGGCUACAUUACUCUCGUGAUGGACGACACUGGAUAACCUGGAAGGACCGCUGGGGACAGGAGGUGGUGUCAGGGAACAAGAACACAUAUGAUGUGGUCCUGAAGGACCUGGGUCCACCCAUCAUAGCGCGCAUGGUGCGCUUUUACCCGCUGGCGGACCGCGUGAUGAGUGUGUGUCUAAGAGUUGAACUCUACGGUUGUGUUUGGAAGGACGGACUAAAGGCGUACACCGCUCCUGUGGGCCAUGUGAUGGACUUGUCAGGCACUCCUGUCUACCUUAAUGACUCCAUCUAUGAUGGCAGUAAAGAGGCAGGGGUGAUGUUCGGAGGAUUGGGCCAGUUGUGUGAUGGUGUUUUAGGUGGGAAUGAUUUCAUGGAGAGUAAAGAGCUGAGAGUGUGGCCAGGAUAUGAUUACGUCGGCUGGAAUCGAGAAACCUUGGGAAAGCCCACUGUUGACAUUGAAUUUCACUUCGAGAAAACACGGGUCUUUCACACCAUGCAGGUGCACAGUAAUCACAGACACACUCAGCAUGUGCGGGUGUUCAACGAAGUGGUUUGUGAGUUUAAGGCCAGUCUGUUGAGCCCGUGGGCGGAGCCUGCGCUCAGGCUUGAAGUGCCGCUGUCUGACCUACACGACCCUUCGUCCCGCACCAUCUCACUGCCGCUCAGAGGACAACCGGCGCAAAUUCUCCGCUGCCGUUUUUCUUUCAGUGACCGCUGGCUCCUCAUCAGCGAGAUAAGCUUCUACUCGAUGCCAUUUGAGGAUGGAUCCAUCCUUCCUCCUCUGCCUUCCUCCAGCACUCGUCCUCUCAAUGCUACUUCUCCUCACACCCCCAGCCCCGCAAACGGAACCAGCAGCCCCACUGACCUCUUCAUGACCAUUACUUCACUGCUGCCCAGCAGCAUACCAACAGAGUUUCCUGCAGUCACUCUGAGGGCGGGCUUACCUGUGGCCAAAUAUGACAGCAGCAACACAGCCAUCCUGAUUGGCUGCCUGGUUGGAAUUAUCCUGCUCCUACUGGCUGUCAUAGCUGUCAUACUUUGGAGGCAGUACUGGAAGAAACUACUUGGCAAGGCCCAAGGCACCCUCUCCAGCGACGAGCUGCGGGUUCAUCUUUCAGUUCCAUCGGACAACGUAGUGAUCAAUAACACUAACACCCAUACAUACUCCAGCCGCUACCAGCGCAUACACACCUUCCCCGACGACCGGGACCGCGAGGGAGAAUACCAAGAGCCCAGCACUGUACUGCGGCCCCGAGAGCAAUGUGACAGCACAGCACUGCUGUUAAACAACCCAGCAUAUCAUCUCCUCCUGUCUGACCUGACACAUGGCCCCAACAGGCUGACAAACUGCCACAGCCAGCAAGAAAAGCCCCAAAACCUGUCCCAGGCAUGUGCUAUUGAUAUGGCUGAUAAAGGCCUUCCAAUUCAGGAGGGACCGCCUCCUUACCCCGGAGCUCCGCCCCCUGGCCUGUCAGCAGCUCAUUAUGGAGAAGUUUCCGGAGGCGGGGGAAGCGUUCCUCAUUAUGCAGAAGCUGACAUCAUCAGUCUGCAAGGGGUUAGUGGUAACAAUACAUAUGCAGUCCCCGCCCUCUCAGCCACGCCCACUGAUUGUCCACCACUGCCCGAGUUGCCACGGGAACGACUUAUAUUCAAAGAGAAGCUGGGAGAAGGACAAUUUGGAGAGGUGCAUCUGUGUGAGAUUGAAAACCCUCAGGACCUCGCAAACCUUGAGUUCCCAUUUAAUGUCAGGAAAGGGCGCCCUCUGCUGGUGGCUGUGAAGAUUUUAAGGCCAGAUGCCUCGAAAAAUGCCAGGAAUGAUUUUCUGAAGGAGGUGAAGAUUUUAUCUCGCCUGAAGGAUCCGAACAUAAUCCGCCUGCUGGGUGUGUGUGUAAGCAGCGACCCACUGUGUAUGGUCACAGAGUACAUGGAGAGCGGCGACCUCAAUCAGUACCUCUCCCAUAGAGUGCUGCUGGACAAGACCGGCCCUUCACAUAACACACCAACCAUCAGCUACCCAGCGUUGAUCUCCAUGGCGAGUCAGAUCGCAUCAGGAAUGAAGUUCUUGUCGUCUCUGAACUUUGUGCACCGAGACCUGGCCACGCGGAACUGCUUGGUGGGUGGAGAGAGGGGUGAGGGGGAGGACCGCGGCGGAGAGCGCCAGAUAAAGAUAGCUGAUUUUGGCAUGAGCAGGAACCUCUAUGCUGGUGAUUACUACAGGAUACAGGGACGAGCUGUGCUGCCUAUUCGCUGGAUGGCAUGGGAGUGCAUCCUCAUGGGGAAGUUCACUACAGCGAGUGACGUGUGGGCAUUUGGCGUGACGCUAUGGGAGAUGCUGAGUGUGUGUCAGGAGCAGCCGUACAGUCACAUGACCGAUGAACAGGUCAUUGACAACGCUGGGGAGUUUUUCAGAGACCAGGGCAGACAGGUGUACCUGUCUCGCCCAGCUGUGUGCCCACAGGGUUUGUAUGAGCUGAUGCUUAGCUGCUGGAACAGAGACUGUAAACUACGGCCUUCCUUUGCGUACAUUCACUCCUUCCUCACCGAAGACGCCAUGAACAUGGUUUAGAAAGUGACAGAGAGAUGAAAAGCGAAAGAAUGUAAGAAAGUGUGUGUGGACCACAGACUGGUGGUGUGUUUUAAGCACUCUUUUGUGCAUUUUUGGAUGGGUGGCUUGGGGGAAAUUAAAGCCGCAGGUUCGGUGCCCCCAAAUUACCCACUUCUCACCCCUUAUCCUGAAAUCCUGAACUCUUCCAGCAACAUUUUAUCCCCAAAUCAUUUAAGACUCGCUGUUCCCCCUAUCAAUCAUUAUUCCACAGUAUCUAGUUUCACAGAGAUACAAAUCUCCCAGAAUGCACCACAGAAAUUCUUUUUUUUUUUUUCUGAAACAUUAUUCUGCCUCAUAUUUUUUCUGUGAACCUAAGAAUGAAACCUCUCUGUAAAUGUUUCCUGCUGUAAAACUGAAGUCUGUUGUGUUCUGUGAGGUCCAGUAAUGUGACGAUGGGUCGACGGGAAUAAUGUGGGAUUGAUUUUGGGAUAAAAUGUUGCUUGGCAUCUGAACCUUAAAUCCUGGUCCUCUAACCUGUAUCAAAACUGUCUCUUCAUUCCCUGAACACUGAAUAGAUGUCAAAACACAAUCAUAUAAACUGGUGGAGGGUUUCAAAGCUAGAUGACAGGCAGCACAAAAGCACACGGCUCUACAAACUGUCCAUUUAGGGAAACAUUUCACAGAUAUGCGUAUUAAAAGAUACAAUAGCAGAAAUAUAGUAAUAGUCUUUUAUACUUGCAUAUUGAGUGAAAAUAGUGAAUAACAUUUUUAUCAAUAAAUUCAGUCUAACUUUGCUAGCAUUCGUAGUCAUGUAGACAAUCUGAGGAUGUAUCAGCAAGUUUUUCACGUCUUUUCUGUGGUGGAGGGUAAUUCAUCAUUAAAAAAUGCUCACAGAUCGUUAAACAUUCAACACUGAGUGGGACGUUUUCAUCUCAUUGAUAUGAAAUCGUUUUUUGACCUCUUGGAGAACCAUUUAAAGUGUCGAUAAAUGUCAGUAGCACUUUUGGUGUGUAUUCAAAAUUAUGUACACAAAUGGCUGAAUUAUUUACGAUAUGUAAAUAAUAAUGUUCAUCAAAAGCUGAUAUGUCAAACACGGGCUUAUUACAUGAUAUUGUCAAAUUCAGCCAAAAUAAAAAAUGGAUUUCUGUGACUCCACCCCUGUAUGUCUGCACAUAAAUGGUCCCUUAAGGUCUGUUCACAUCAUGGACAAAAAAUACAAUUAUAAAGUUUUAAUAAUCUUUAUAAUUCUGUAAGAACAAGGAAACCCACUCCACAGCUAUAAUGAUAUCAACAGAGAAACAAUAUGGUGGGAAUCGCUUUCAGAAUGAUGACAUUGAAAGCCAAUCAAAAUCUGACUCUUAAGGGUCUUGAGCAUUUGAAGUUGCAGAAGACAAACCUGCAGCCUGUGCUUGUAAUAAACAGAGCUUUCAUGCUUGGUUUGAGUGGGCCUUUUGUUCAGUUAUCUCAACAUUUAAUCACUCCAUCCUUCAUUGACUAUAAAGGAAUGUUCACACCAAGAACAACGACCAUAACGAUAAUUAU
This is a messenger RNA of Cyprinus carpio (common carp), 4934 nucleotides long. RefSeq names its product discoidin domain receptor tyrosine kinase 1 (gene ddr1). Bases 480 to 3413 code for a protein of 977 amino acids. NCBI's taxonomy places the organism in Eukaryota, Metazoa, Chordata, Actinopteri, Cypriniformes, Cyprinidae. Gene Ontology annotation, cellular component: signaling receptor complex; membrane. Gene Ontology annotation, biological process: positive regulation of kinase activity; cell surface receptor protein tyrosine kinase signaling pathway; multicellular organism development. The record is from RefSeq and is a predicted model, not a curated record. Gene Ontology annotation, molecular function: protein tyrosine kinase collagen receptor activity; collagen binding; ATP binding. The transcript is spliced from 20 exons.